AUAGUCUCGGUGCGCAGCUGUAAGCUAGCUGCUUGCGCUCAUAAAGCACUUUUUCAGAAUUAUAAUAACAGCUAGAUAAAUCUUGUUCCUGGUCAUAUCUGUGAACACGCAACAGAACCCAACAAAUAACAUUCAACAAUUCCAAUGCUGUUUAAACCACUAACGUGAGUUAGGAAAGCUCCCUAACAGCCUGUGAUACAAUUAAAGUUUUACGUUGCCUUUAGCAUCAGUUUACUCUUUGGUUAAGUACUGAUGCCUACUUGGUAGGUUAAAGUUCAAAGGUCGUGAGCCUUGGCCUGUAAAUUUUAUAGCAACAUGGCGGCUCAACUGUUGCCACUAGUGAACAGUAACAACAAUCACGGCAUUCCAAUUCUGUUCUGUUAUUCUGUUUUCGCUCGGCCAACUUCUGUGCCUCUUGGAGCUGGCUACGAAGUAUUAAUUCAGAAGUUUCUGUCAUUGUAUGGGGAUCAGAUUGAUAUUCAUCGAAAAUUUGUCAUUCAGCUUUACUCAGAUGAAUGGGGGCAGUACAUAGACCUGCCCAAAGGGUUUGUCAUAAGUGAAAAGUGUAAACUGCGGCUUGUUCCUCUUCAGGUGCAAAUGACAGUCUUGGGGAAUUUGACACCUUCGACCACUGCAUUUUUCUGCUGUGAUAUGCAGGAAAGGUUCAGGCCAGCUAUCAAGUAUUUUGGUGAUAUUAUUAGCGUAAGCCAGAGGCUGCUACAGGGUGCUCGGAUUCUUGGAAUUCCUGUUAUCUUUACUGAGCAAUAUCCUAAAGGUCUUGGAAGUACUGUUCAAGAAUUAGAUCUGUCAGGAGCCAAGCUUGUGUUACCAAAGACAAAGUUCUCAAUGGUGCUGCCAGAAGUAGAAGCUGCACUGGCUGAGAUUCCAGGAAUUCACAGUGUUGUCUUAUUUGGUGUAGAAACUCACGUAUGCAUUCAGCAGACUGCCUUAGACUUGAUAGGGAGAGGUCUCGAAGUCCACAUUGUGGCUGAUGCUACCUCAUCAAGAAGCAUGAUGGACAGGAUGUUUGCACUUGAGCGGCUAGCUCGCACUGGAAUCAUAAUAACUACAAGUGAGGCAAUUCUUCUGCAACUGGUUGCUGACAAAGACCAUCCCAAAUUUAAGGAGGUUCAAAAUCUGAUCAAGGCAAGUGCGCCAGAGUCAGGGCUACUUUCCAAAGUCUGAAGAGAUUACAGGAAAUAUCGCGUCAGUAUUGAGAGAGAGCGAACUGCUUUAAGUGCACAGAAACACUGGCAGCAUUAUAGAAUGAUGAAAAUUAAUGUCACCAUUUUAUCUGAGAAGCAGCUUGAUUAUGCUUUAUGGAUACUGGUGUGUUUGCCAUAAUGUGUGCUCUUUUUAAAACAUAACCGGCUUUUGAGCACUGAAGAGUCUUUAUGUUCUGAAUGGUGUCAGAAAGUUGAAAAAUGAGUGGUGCCUAACCAGUGUUAAGUAGGUAAUCAUAAAGAGAGUUCCGAAAGGUAAUUUAUUGUGAAAUAUUAGCUGUCAGCUUUACAAGCAUUACUGUAACCUAACUCUUACAUUGAUGGAAGAAAGAAUGCUUAAAAUUUCUUUGUGGUGUACUGUCUAUUUAACUGCUUUUAAAUGUGUAUUAGCAGAAAACAUUUGCUACUUUGUCAUUUUUAGAAAUGUUUUUGACAUUAGCAGUGGGGAAUACCAGUUUUUUUUUCUGUCAAGUUUAGAAUAAGGUAAGUUUGUGUGGUGAUCUAACUUGAGUAUUGGCUGCACAUUCAUAAUUCUAUUAUGUAUCUUGUGCCUAGCAGAAAUUUAUAUUGCACUGGUCCUGUUGUAAGUGAUUUUGGUAUGCAUUGUUUAUAAGUAGUGUAGUCUGUGAUUGAUUCUUUAAUGAACAAAGAACUAAAACUGCUUAAGAUGUAGAAUGCUAUGUACUUGAUAACUUUCAUCUCAGGCAGUAACUAGAUUUGUUAUGUUCAUGUCCCCAGAAAGAUACAAGCUAAAUACUAUGAGUACAAGAUCAAGUACUACUUUGUAGGACAAAUCAUGUUUAUGUACAAGUUAGUUUGUAGGAAUGAUUGAAGUAUCUAUGUCAGAGUUUAGUUAUGUAUGGAAAGAUCCAUCUUCAAGAGUAAAACUGAAUUUAAUUUCUAAUUAUUCCUGCAGAUCUUUGCAAAGUAACUGAGACAUGAAUGUUCAUUUUUGUAAAUUAAAUAUGCUGUAUCAUUAAGGGAUAAAUCCACAUCCUUUUACAGUUUACUGUUAAAAUGCACAUUUGUUUACAGUUUCAUAAUUUGUCGUGACCGAUGUCUUGCUAUUGUGUUUUUGUGCAGAUGUACUGCUUCAGUUGGUCAAAAACAAUAGGAAUUUUGUAAUUUUCUUAGACAAUGAGUAACUAUUUUGGUUAUGUGAUCCUGACAUAAAAAGUUCAGUCUUGGAAUCUGUAGCAUUAUAUGCAAAGAAUAAAUUCACAGCAACUGCAAAACAAUUUAGUAUUAACACUGGACCUUCUAUGAAUGCUUUAAAGUAAUAUUUGUGCACUUAGAAAAUAACUUAUUUUGUUACAGACAUCAAUAAAAGAAACAUAAUAUGCA
This is a messenger RNA of Protopterus annectens (West African lungfish), 2567 nucleotides long. It is a transcript of the gene ISOC1, whose product is annotated as isochorismatase domain containing 1. The record is from RefSeq and is a predicted model, not a curated record. Lineage: Eukaryota; Metazoa; Chordata; Ceratodontiformes; Protopteridae. The transcript is spliced from 5 exons. Gene Ontology annotation, cellular component: cytoplasm. Bases 316 to 1185 code for a protein of 289 amino acids.